This is a messenger RNA of Didymodactylos carnosus, 267 nucleotides long. NCBI's taxonomy places the organism in Eukaryota, Metazoa, Rotifera, Eurotatoria, Philodinida, Philodinidae. The record is from the annotation of a GenBank genome assembly.
AUGUACCUAGUUUUGCUUCUCCUGGUACAAAUAAUGAAUCAUCAGCUUCUUGCAACAACAUUAACUCGUGAUAAUUUGUUAUCGUUGCUGAUGGCAUCGCAAUUUGAGAAUGAUCUGCGUCGAUCACUUGUGAAACGUUAUCGUUUAGAUGAAAUUGACGACGAACCUGUAAAACGCUAUCGUUUAUUUGAUACAGAUGAUCAAGAAGUUGUCAUUGGUGGACCAUAUAAAUAUGCGUGGAAUGUACCGUGGCGAAUAAUACCCUAA